Messenger RNA from Hemiscyllium ocellatum (epaulette shark), 2952 nucleotides. Its product is annotated as FERM and PDZ domain-containing protein 1-like. Gene Ontology annotation, biological process: signal transduction. The transcript has 16 exons. NCBI's taxonomy places the organism in Eukaryota, Metazoa, Chordata, Chondrichthyes, Orectolobiformes, Hemiscylliidae. The record is from RefSeq and is a predicted model, not a curated record. Gene Ontology annotation, molecular function: protein binding. Gene Ontology annotation, cellular component: cytoskeleton. Bases 1 to 2952 code for a protein of 983 amino acids.
AUGGCCGGCCGCCCGGCGGCUCUCAACUCCUGCCAACAAGCGUGUCUCCGUUCCCUCCGCACUAAUCAAGGUCCAGCCGAUGGAGCAGCUGCUAACACAAACCAGCCGAGCAGCCCUUUGAAGGUCACAGUGAAGAUUAUCAAAGAUCCACUCCUGGACUACGGUUUUAUGGUCUCAGAAGAUUCACCAGUAUGUGUGAAGUCUGUCACUGCAGGUGGUCCUGGAGAGGGAAAGCUAUUCCCAGGUGACCAGAUUUUACAAAUUAACGACAUGCCUCUGGAUACAAUUUCCCAGGAACGUAUCGAUAACAUUAUUAGGGAAUGUGGUAACACUGUUACAGUGACUGUCCUGCGAAAUACCCCUGGGCCCAAGUCAUCAUUUAUUACUGAAGAAAAGCGAGCCAGAUUGAAAAGCAACCCAGUCAAAGUACACUUUGCUGAGGAAGUGAUCGUCAAUGGCCAAGUACAGGGUAACUCGCUACUCUUAAUGCCUGGUAUUCUCAAGGUGUAUUUGGAAAAUGGACAGACCAAAGCCUUUCGAUUUGAGAAAAAUACAACAGUGAAGGAUAUCAUCCUCAGCCUGAAGUCAAAGUUAUCCAUCCGUUGUAUUGAGCAUUUUGCUCUGGUUUUGAAGGAACGAUACACUAUCAACAAGAUCUAUAUCUUACAUGAUGAUGAACUCAUUGAGCAGGUGGUCCAGAAGCGAGAGCCCCGUGAUUAUAGGUGUCUCUUCAGGGUUUGUUUCCUGCCAAGAGAUCCACUUGUACUUUUACAAGAUGAUCCAGUUACUUUUGAAUACCUCUACUCACAGAGUUGCAAUGAUGUGCUGCUGGAGAGGUUUGCGAUGGAGAUGAAAUACAGCACUGCUAUCCAUCUCGCAGCACUGCAAAUUCAGGAAUGCAUCCUCAGCUCCAACCAUUCUGAGAAAGUCUCCAUGAAGUACAUUGAGAUGAAUUGGGGAAUUGAGAAUUUUGUCUCAUCAACUGUACUUGACAACAUGAAAGAGAAAGAUAUCAGAAAGGCCAUUAACUAUCACCUUAAGAACAAUCAUAGCUUGAUUGCACCAGGACAAAAGCAACUGAUAUCCACGGCACAAGUCCGGCUGAAUUACCUGAACAUACUGAGUGAUCUUCGAGCAUAUGGAGGGAAAACCUUUAACGCAACCCUUCUGCUGCAGGACAGCGAAUCAUUUAUCACAUUGUUGGUCGGAGCGAAAUACGGUAUCAGCGAAGUUGUUAACAGCAAACUCAAUAUUAUAAACCAGUUAACAGACUUCAACAACAUCCAGAAGUUGGAAUUGACCUUUGAGUAUGAGAAGAUCAGCGUGGUGAACAUCUACCUGGUGGAUGUGAAGUCUCUGACGUUGGUACUGGAAACUCGUCAUGCUAAAGACCUUGUGUGUUUGAUUGCUGGAUAUCAUAGGCUAUAUGUGAAUUCAACAGACUCCAUAUUCAUCUGGCCUGGCAACUAUCAAAGUCAGACAACUGAAGAAGGUGACGAGGCCCAAAGAUUAAGUGAUUCAGAGUCAUCAUCAGACAUUGAGUCUUUCGAUAUCCACAAAUUGAGAAAUGGAUUCAUAGGGCCUCUGACUGAAGAAAAUGAGGACAUUGAGAACUCGGAAAGUGAGGCUACAGACAGUGACUGCUUACGGGAGAAUAUCCAGGAAGAGACCAGUUGCAGCACAGGGGAUGUGUCUGAUCUGAAUGAUGAAGCAACAAGUCAGGGAGGAGACUUUUGUGAUAGAAGCUGUUCUGCUGACUCUAUGGACGAACUGCAAACGGAGACUUCAGCUCCACACUCACAUGGUGAGAUUUCUGAAGAUGAUGACAAAGAUUCUAACACUGAAGAGAGUGAUGGUGAGCCAGUUACAAAGAAGCACUGCACCAUGGAAUUGAAAGACAGUUUUGAACAACCUUCAGCAGACUCCUUAGCCUCUACUUCGACCCUUUCUAAAUGCUUUGCAUGUUUUACAAAGGUGGUUUGCUCUAUUCCUGACCUCAGCCAAAGUGAGAACCCAUGCACUGCAGAAGUUUGCAACCAGUGCCCCAGGAACGAGGAUGACAGUUAUGCAGAAGGGGACAAGUCUUGGAAUUUGACAAGUCAUGGCCUGCUCACUGAGUUACCACCUGCUAUUGAUGGGGACUUAUACAGUGAGGUCCUCACUAUCCCGAUUCUGGCUCCUCCCCCUGACGAAUUUUUCGAUGCAGCUGAAAAGGUUACUCAUCUGGAAGGUUCAGGUGACAUCAAAUUCAGUGGAACUGAAGCAGAGUUGGAGUCUGCCAAAAUUAAGGGGAUUGAAGCAAAACAAAAUGUGCAGAUAAGUCCAAGUCUUUUUGGCACAGGACUGGACAUCAAAUCUGUUGAAUGCAUCAAAGGUAAACCAGAAGAAAUAAAAUACACAACCACAGGAAAAAGACAUUUUGCAUCUGAUGACGUAUAUGAUUUUGAAGGCUCCAUUCUGUCACAAUUCAAGGCUGAAAGAUAUAGCAUGCCGAAUGGGUUCCAUCUGAUACAGAACAAUAUCAUGGAGCUACUCAAUGUGCUGAAAGAAUUCCCCAGAGAAAGUCAUAUUGAGGAAGAAUGUGCAAUACUUACUUCAUCAAUAAAGGAGAAAUUAUAUAUUGAAAGUGGAAAACUGAUGUCUGCUGGCCAGAAGGGCAUUAAAGUAGACCAGGCUCCUGUGGAGAUGCUCCUGGGAGUUUCUGAAAGUUUCCAGGCCCUCAUACAGCUAACAGCAACAUGUCUCCAGUUCACGACCUGCAUGCAUUGCGCAGAACGUCAUGCCGAAGUGGUCAAUAACUUAAAAGACGUUUCUUUGACUUAUAAAACCUUUGUGAAAAUCUCUCAGGAUGCAUGCAGCAGGAAGUGUGAUGACUUAAGAAUGAAACUCCUGGCUCAACAGUGUAAUGCACUGACUGCUGAUGUUUUCUGCCUGACGCAGUCAUUCAAAUAA